Molecule: messenger RNA, 554 nt
Organism: Hibiscus syriacus
Lineage: Eukaryota; Viridiplantae; Streptophyta; Magnoliopsida; Malvales; Malvaceae
Product: RING-H2 finger protein ATL66-like
Exons: 1
Coding region: 57-554 (165 amino acids)
Source: RefSeq, a predicted model, not a curated record
UGCCUAAACUCAACCUCCAUUGUUAAAAAAACCUCGAAGCAUUUACUUUCCCAAAAAUGGCGUCAGACCAAGACUCCCAGCCUCUCCACUGGCACUUCGUCGAUUUUGACGACCACGACUUCCAAAUCCGAGGCAGCGCCGUCUUCUUGACCGUGGUCCUCUUUGCCAUCCUCCUUAUCUUGGCUCUCAUCUUCAUCUACGCUCGGUGGCUAUGCAGCUCCCGUCAUCCACAAGAGCUAUCACAAAGCUCCCACGCGCCUCCGCCUCCUCCGCCGCAGCAGACACGAGGGCUGGACUCCGAUACGAUCAAUGCGUUGCCGCUGACUAUGAUGACGAGCGGGAGCGAGUGUUGUAUAUGCCUUGGGGUGUUUGAAGAUGGUGAGAAAGCUAAGGUUCUGCCUCAUUGUCAACACUGUUUUCACCCCGAGUGUGUUGACAGGUGGUUGAGUUCUGAGUCUAGUUGCCCACUCUGUAGAACUUCUCUCCGAGUCGAAUCAGAUCGGGUCCUUCAUCAGAAUAUUCCGGCCAUUAAUGUAAAUGAAUUUGUUCAAUGA